Drosophila takahashii is the source of this 1645-nucleotide messenger RNA. It is a transcript of the gene Cyp12c1, whose product is annotated as Cytochrome P450 12c1. NCBI's taxonomy places the organism in Eukaryota, Metazoa, Arthropoda, Insecta, Diptera, Drosophilidae. Gene Ontology annotation, molecular function: heme binding; monooxygenase activity; oxidoreductase activity, acting on paired donors, with incorporation or reduction of molecular oxygen. The record is from RefSeq and is a predicted model, not a curated record.
UUCGUUGUUUACCUUCAAGAAAGUCAUUCAUUCUACUGCGAGAUCUUGACGAUGUUGCGCCUUUCAGUGAAGCAUGGAUUGAGGGCCAGCUCCCAGCUGGCUGCCACCAGAAAUCCGGAGUUAUCCUCUUACGUGCAGCAGAUCGAGUCUGAAUGGGAGUCCGCUAAGCCUUUCACGGAAGUUCCGGGACCGACACGGUGGCAAUUAUUCCGCGGCUUCCAGAAGGGCGGGCAGUACCAUCAACUGGAAAUGGAUGAAAUGAUGCGCCUGUUCAAAAAGCAGUUUGGCGACAUAUGCUUGAUUCCCGGAUUAUUCGGCAUGCCCUCCACAGUGUUCACAUUCAAUCAGGAAACCUUCGAAAGGGUUUAUCGCACCGAAGGUCAGUGGCCAGUCAGAGGUGGCUCCGAACCCGUCCUACACUAUCGCAAAAAUAGAAAGGAUGGAUUCUUCAAGGACUGCGUGGGAUUGUUUAGCAAUGGCCCCCAGUGGGGAAAAGAGCGAAGUGCAGUGAAUCCAGUCCUGAUGCAACAUCGCAAUGUAGCUGUUUACCUGAAACCGAUGCAGAGGGUUAAUCAGCAGUUCGUCCAACGCAUCCGGGAAAUUCGCGACCCGGAAUCCGAAGAAGUGCCCGGUGAUUUCAUGGAAACCGUGAGGCAGCUGACCUUCGAAUCGGUGGCAACGGUGGCCCUGGACAAGGAAUUGGGACUCCUCCGCGAAACCAAUCAGCCGCCCGAAGCCAGGAAAUUGUUCCGGAAUAUUGAAAUUCUUAUGGAAUCGUUCUUUGUCCUGGGCGUCAGACCUUCGCUGUACAAGUAUAUCUCUACACCCACCUAUAGGAAGUUUAGUCGGGCCAUGGAUGAAAUCUUCGACACCUGUUCGAUGUACGUGAACGAGGCUAUAGAAAGGAUUAAUAGGAAUUCGGCAGAAGGCAACUCAAAGGAUCAUAAGAGUGUCCUGGAACAGUUAUUGCAAAUUGACAGGAAAUUCGCAAUUGUUAUGGCCAUGGAUAUGCUAAUGGGAGGAGUGGAUACCACCAGUACGGCCAUAGUGGGACUAUUACUGAACCUGUCCAAAAAUCCGGAGAAGCAGAAAAAGCUCAGGGAGGAAGUGUUAAGCAAAUUGCCUUCGACAGAUAGAGAUUUCACUUUGGAGGACAUGAAAUCUCUUCCAUAUUUAAGGGCAUUUAUCAAGGAAUCGCUGCGUGUGUAUCCAGUCACCUUUGGAAAUACCCGAUCCGCCGGAACCGAUGUCGUACUUAAUGGUUACCGGAUCCCCAAGGGCACACAUCUAAUGAUGAGCAACAGUUUUCUACUAAAGGAUGAGGGACUAUAUCCCCGGGCAAAGGAAUUCAUUCCGGAACGCUGGUUACGACAGAAAGGUGCCGGCGAAAACAGUUCGGAAGUCCUGAUGGACAAGAGCAUCAGUCCCUUUAUAUACCUGCCCUUUGGUUUCGGACCUCGCAUGUGUGUUGGCAAAAGGAUCGUAGAUCUGGAACUCGAACUAACGGUGGCCAACUUGGUACGAAAUUUCCAGAUAGAAUUUAACUACCCCGCCGAGAAUCCGUUUAAAAGCAGUUUUGUGUAUAUGCCUAAUAUUCCUCUGAAAUUUAAAUUCACUGAUGUAAAAUAUUAAAAAGCUUGUUUAU